AUGGAUUAGAGGUUGGUCUCUAUGUCGAAUUGGGUUGCUUCAGAACAAGAGGCCUUGUAGCGUUCUUACUAUACUCAGGAGGAUCCAGACAGAUCUGCUGUGACUCCAGAUUAACCCAUAUUCUGAUAUACCCUGAUAGAUGAAAUAGGCAUCUGUCCUUCCACAAUGGUUGUUCCUGAAUCCCAGGGGAAAUUAUACUACCCUCCUGAUGACCUGAAGAGUGAUGCUCAUGUGCCUGAUUUUAACUCGUAUCUGGCACUGUACAGGAAGUCACUUGAAAAUCCAGAAGCUUUCUGGAAAGAGAUUGCUAAUGAGUUCUUUUGGAAGAAGCCAGCAACAGGACCAAUGCUGAAGUACAACUUUGAUGUGACAAAAGGGAGCAUUUAUGUUAAAUGCAUGGAAGGGGCCAAAACCAACAUUUGCUAUAAUGUCCUGGACAGGCUUGUGAGGGAGAGGAAUCUUGGUGAAAAGGUUGCCUAUUACUGGGAGGGGAACUCCCCUGACCACCACAUGGCCAUCACCUACCACCAGCUGCUGAGCCAGGUCUGCCGUUGUGCUAAUGUCCUCAAGCAGAUGGGUGUAAAAAAGGGAGACAGGGUGUCUAUCUACCUUCCCAUGAUCCCAGAGCUGGUGUACACCAUGUUGGCCUGUGCAAGGAUCGGCGCUGUUCACUCCAUUGUGUUUGCAGGCUUCUCCUCCGAGUCACUGUGCGAGAGGAUCGUGGACGCCCAGAGCGGCGUGCUGGUGACAGCAGACGGUGUUUACAGAGGGGAGAAGCUGAUCGACCUGAAACAGAUUGCGGACAAGGCUCUGGAGAAGUGCAGGGAAAAAUCCUCAUCUAGUGUCACUAAAUGCCUCGUCGUCAAGCACCAUGCAGCUGAAUGCAACAAACUACAGGUGACCUCCUGGAACUCGGGCUGUGACGUGUGGUGGGACGACGUGAUGAGGGACUCUUCUGAAGAGUGUGAGCCCGAGUGGCUGGAUGCUGAGGAUCCGCUGUUCAUCCUCUACACCAGCGGCUCCACUGGGAAACCCAAGGGUGUCCUGCACACUGUUGCCGGGUAUCUACUCUAUACGUCGCUGACCUUCAAGUACGUUUUCGACCAUCACCAUGACGACGUGUACUGGUGCACCGCCGACAUCGGCUGGAUCACCGGCCACUCCUACAUCACAUACGGCCCGCUUGCAAACGGCGCCACAAGUGUCCUCUUCGAAGGUAUUCCGGUUCACCCUCAUGUCGGCCGGUUCUGGGAGAUCAUUGAGAAGUACAAAGUGACCAAGUUCUACACAGCUCCGACAGCCAUCCGCCUGCUGAUGAAGUACGGACGGGAACCUCUGCAGAAAUACGACCUCUCCAGCCUGAGGAUUCUGGGCACCGUUGGCGAGCCGAUCAACCCGGAGGCGUGGCAGUGGUACCACGAGGCCGUCGGUCAGGGCAGAUGUCCCGUCGUCGACACUUUCUGGCAGACAGAGACCGGAGGUCAUGUUUUGACUCCUCUGCCUGCUGCCACGCCACUGAAACCAGGCUCUGCUACCUUCCCUUUCUUUGGAGUAGACCCCACAAUCCUCAACGAACAUGGAGAGGAACUGGAAGGCGAGGGCGAGGGUUAUCUCGUAUUUAGGCGUCCUUGGCCCGGAAUAAUGCGCACCGUGUACGAAAACCACGAGCGCUUCGAGAACACCUACUUCAAAAAGUUCCCGGGUUUCUAUGUAACUGGUGACGGAUGCAGGCGGGACAAAGACGGCUAUUACUGGAUCACGGGGAGGAUAGACGACAUGCUGAAUGUGUCAGGCCACCUGAUGAGCACAGCGGAGGUGGAGGCCGCUCUGACGGAGCACCCGGCCGUGUCGGAGGCCGCGGUGGUGAGUCGGCCGCACAAGGUGAAGGGCGAGUGUCUGUACUGCUUCGUCACCCUGAAGGCCAGCAGGGAGUUUAACCACAAACUGGUGGAGGAGCUCAGGAGACUGGUGAGAGAGAGAAUCGGACCAAUCGCCACGCCGGACUUCAUUCAAAAUGCUCCAGCACUCCCGAAGACCCGCUCGGGGAAGAUCAUGAGGCGAAUCCUCCGGCAGAUCGCCCGCAACGACAAGGACCUGGGCGACCUUUCGACCCUGGCCGACCCAAAGGUGGUGGAGGAGCUGUUCAGCCAGAGAUGUGAAGCCCCGGCCUGAACAAACACAUCGUGCUCUACAGCGCGCUUUAAGACAAAACACAAACGGCUGGUUAGUGAAUGCAGGCGCUGGGAUCUGAUAUCGCUGCCAUGGGGACGUUUAAAUGUUGUGUUUUUUUAAUGCCUAGAAGAGAAAGAGUAGAAAACAGUUGAUUUGAAUGAAAUAUCUGUGGUUGCUUUUGCAAGCUAAAAUGUGUAAAGAAACUAGUCAUAGAAAUUGUUUUCUCAACAGACCUCCAAUGUAUAUUUUCAAUGUGUGAUACAUUUCUAUGACGUAAGAAUGAAGGGGUUUUAUCUGUUGCCUUUGUCCGUUUCCUUUCAAGCUCAGCAGUUAAUUGGCCCCCUCAUGUGGCAGGAAUCCUCCUCUACAUUUGCUAUCUGAUGGUUUACUGUGAAACGUACUCUCCUGCCUCCUGUCUUCUAAUGAUGCACAGAUCACACACACUUUGUGUGCGGCAGGCAGCUGUGAUUACAGCAAAGAAGGAUGCAGAACCAAAUAAAGGGUUGUUCCAUCAGAAGUG
This is a messenger RNA of Gasterosteus aculeatus aculeatus (three-spined stickleback), 2692 nucleotides long. NCBI's taxonomy places the organism in Eukaryota, Metazoa, Chordata, Actinopteri, Perciformes, Gasterosteidae. The record is from RefSeq and is a predicted model, not a curated record.